CUUAUGAUCCAAAAGGUAAAAUAUUGAAGUCGGGUGGUGAUGACUAGGCUACUUGUCCAUUUCGCAAUCUCAAGUAAGCAAAUGGCUCUCAACCUUCCUUCCCAUAUAAAAAUCAAUCAUUGUAGUAGUCUCCUUCGUCUCCCCUCCACCCCGGUCACUCCACAAGAACAUCACCAUGGUGGGAGGAAGAAGAAGAAGAAACAACCUCCUCCUCCCUCUCCUCCUUCCACUACUGAUUUCCCUCUCCUCCUCCUCCGCCGCGGCGGCCCUGCCGCUGUCCACCAGCUCGCGGUGGAUCGUGGACGAGUCGGGGCAGCGCGUGAAGCUGGCGUGCGCCAACUGGGUGUCCCACCUGGACGCGGUGGUGGCGGAGGGGCUGAGCAAGCAGCCCCUCGGCGCCAUCUCCGCCCGGAUUGCGUCCCUCGGGUUCAACUGCGUCCGCCUGACGUGGCCGCUCUUCCUGGCCACCAACGGCUCUCUUGCCUCGCUCACGGUGCGGCAGUCGUUCCAGCGCCUCGGCCUCGCCGACGCCAUCUCCGGGAUACAGGCCAACAACCCGGACAUCAUCGAUCUCUCGCGGAUCGAAGCUUACCAGGCGGUGGUUUCGAGCCUCGGCGACAACGACGUGAUGGUGAUCCUGGACAACCACAUAAGCAAGCCGGGGUGGUGCUGCAGCUACAACGACGGGAAUGGCUUCUUCGGGGACCAAUACUUCGAUCCCGACCUCUGGAUCCACGGCCUCGCUCGGAUGGCGACGCUCUUCAACGGGGUCGGGAAUGUGGUCGGCAUGAGCUUGAGGAACGAGCUCCGAGGUCCUAGGCAGAACUCCAAGGAUUGGUACAAGUACAUGCAGAGAGGAGCGGAGGCCGUCCACGCAUCGAACCCGGACGUGCUCGUCAUCCUCUCGGGCCUCAGCUACGACAAGGACCUCUCCUUCCUCAACCUCGACGGCCCCAUCAACCUCUCCUUCUCCGGCAAGCUCGUCUUCGAGCUCCACUGGUACGCCUUCUCCGACGGCUCCGCCUGGGCCUCCGGCAACCCCAACCGCGUCUGCGGCCAGGUCGUCGGCAACCUCAUGAGGCUCUCCUUCUUCCUCCUCCAGAAGUGGCCUCUCCUCGUCAGCGAGUUCGGCGUUGACCAGAGGGGCACGAACGCGAAUGACAACAGGUACCUGAACUGCUUCGCCGGGGUCGCUGCCGACCUGGACUUUGACUGGGCGUUGUGGACGCUGGUCGGGAGUUAUUACCUGAGGGAAGGAGUGGUGGGGAUGAACGAGUAUUAUGGGGCUUUGGAUUCGAAUUGGGGCGAGGUCAGGAACUCGAGCUUGUUGCAGAGGUUCCGAGCUCUUCAAGCUCCUCUCAAAGGGCCAGGGCUAUCGGAAACCACUCCACACAAGGUGAUUUUCCAUCCAGCGACGGGUCUCUGCGUCUUGAGGAAGUCUCUGCUUGAGCCUUUGAAGUUGGGUCCCUGCACAGAGUCAGAAGCCUGGAAAUAUACACCUCAAAAGAUUUUGUCCCUGAAGGCGACAUACUUCUGCAUACAAGCAGUUGACGUGGGAAAGUCGGCAAAACUCAGUAUAAUAUGCUCCGGCUCUAACUCGAAAUGGGAUAUUGUUUCAGAGUCGAAGAUGCAUCUCUCAUCUAAUACCAGCAAUGGUGCUAGUGUGUGCUUAGAUGUGGACUCCAAUAACAUCAUUGUCACAAGUUCCUGCAAGUGCUUCGGUAGAGAUAACACAUGCGAUCCGUCUAGCCAAUGGUUCAAGCUUGUUGAGAGUACGAGGAGUUUAAGCACCACGAGAACCUUCGAUUUGCUCAAUUCAAUCUUGGACUUGCCUAGAAAAGGCCUAGGGAGUUUUCUGAGCUUUUGAAGGAAUCAUUACCCGCCGAAUCAAUAGUGAGCUCGAGUAGUCAACAGACUACUCCUUGGAUUAAAGUGACCAUGCGUGUAAGACUCGUAAGGCGGAAGAAAGAAUUCGUUGAUGUGGUAUCUAGAGAUGCCAUGACCUUUAACCUGGGGACGUUGGAAUUUAUUCUUUUCUUGUGAUCGUCUAGUGUUCAGUGCGAGGAAUUAAUAACAGAAGGAAACCCAUUGUGUCUCUAUGCUUUCUACUGGGCUUGUCUGGAAGGGAGGCUAUGGCGACAAAUGAUCGAGGCCUGUUCCGGCUAUGAAGAACGAAGCAAGAUCUUACGACCAGGAAUGGAGUCAUCUUCUAGUUUAGUACAAGUAAAAGUCAUGUAGGUUGCUAGAGCGACACAUUACAAUCCACCCCCAUGAAAUUAAACUGUGAGCUACAUUUGAAUUUCUGUCCAAAAAGAAAGUCAAAAUCUGAUUGCAGGAAUGCAGAUUCGAACAGCACCUGCAUUCAAGAUUGCGCAUUCACGAUUGCAUGAAUGAAAAAUGAUUGCUUUCACGCGUA
This is a messenger RNA of Syzygium oleosum, 2416 nucleotides long. RefSeq names its product glycosyl hydrolase 5 family protein-like. The transcript is spliced from 4 exons. The record is from RefSeq and is a predicted model, not a curated record. NCBI's taxonomy places the organism in Eukaryota, Viridiplantae, Streptophyta, Magnoliopsida, Myrtales, Myrtaceae. Bases 176 to 1867 code for a protein of 563 amino acids. Gene Ontology annotation, molecular function: hydrolase activity, hydrolyzing O-glycosyl compounds.